GACUAGUUCCGCCUCACUGACUCACUGGGCCACCCUGGUGCCAAAAAGGAAAAGAAAUGUAAGAACUCUCGGCCAUCCCCAAGUAACCGCUGCGGCGCGCCUAGCGAGGGGAGCAAAGUAGUGGUGGCAUGGCACUGAGGAGUUCGCUCCCAGUUCUCCUCCGGGGCAAGCACGCGGCGGCAGUCUUUGGGUCGCUGAAGCCGUUAUCCGCGCUCGCCUCGGCGGCUCGGCUGGAGGAUGACUGCGCCGACACCUGCAACGCUCCCGGCGCGCGCCAGGCGCUCGACGGAAUGCCCAGCCGGGACGCCGCAGCGGGAUCGAGCUCCAACCCCGUCGCCAUCGUCGACUACGGGCGACGCGGGAAGGGACGCGGGGAGGCGCUGGACCAUUUCGUGGAUGUGCACCGGUGCGGGCGCGUCCAAGGCGCCGCGGUGUCCCGCGUUCUCAAGGUGUGCGGGUUGAUCCCGGACAGGGUUUCCGGGGAGCAGCUGCAUUGUUUGUGCGUCAAGUGCGGGUUCGAUCGGGCGGAGGUCGGCGUCGGCACGGCGCUCGUCGACAUGUACAUGAAGUGCGGCGGCGUUGAGGACGGGAGGGUGGUGUUCGAGGGGAUGCCCAAGAGGAAUGUCGUCACGUGGACUUCGCUGCUUACAGGGUAUGUCCAGGGCCGGGCGUGUUCGGAUGUCAUGGCGCUCUUCUUUAGGAUGCGCGCCGAGGGGGUAUGGCCGAAUCCGUUCACGUUCACGAGUGUUCUCUCUGCGGUGGCGAGCCAGGGCGCGGUCGAUCUUGGACGGCGUGUGCAUGCUCAGUCGGUUAAGUUUGGAUGCCGCUCGACUGUGUUUGUCUGUAAUUCUCUGAUCAACAUGUACUCCAAGUGUGGGUUGGUUGAAGAAGCCAAGGCUGUGUUUCGUCAGAUGGAGACCAGGGACAUGGUGUCAUGGAACACGUUGAUGGCAGGACUUUUGUUGAAUGAGCAUCAACUGGAAGCCCUGCAGCUGUUCCAUGACUCACGAGCAAGUAUGGCGAAGCUGUCACAGUCGACCUACUCCACGGUGAUCAAGUUAUGUGCUAACCUCAAACAGCUGGCCCUGGCACGGCAGCUCCACAGCUGUGUGUUAAAACACGGGUUCCAUUCAGAUGGCAAUGUAAUGACAGCCAUUAUGGAUGCCUACAGCAAAUGUGGUGAACUGGAUGAUGCCUUCAACAUAUUUUUACUGAUGCCAGGAUCUCAGAAUGUCGUUUCAUGGACUGCUAUGAUAGGUGGGUGCAUUCAGAAUGCUGAUAUUCCUCUUGCUGCUGCUCUUUUUAGCCGGAUGAGGGAAGACAAUGUCAAGCCAAAUGAGUUCACCUACUCGACAGUGCUCACAGCAUCAAUACCCAUCUUGCUGCCCCAAAUUCAUGCCCAGAUUAUCAAGACCAACUACCAGCAUGCACCAUCUGUUGGAACUGCACUUCUUGCCUCGUACUCAAAGCUUGGCAACACUGAAGAAGCCCUCUCUAUAUUUAAAAUGAUUGACCACAAGGAUGUUGUUGCAUGGUCUGCAAUGUUGUCUUGCUAUUCCCAAGCUGGCGACUGCGAUGGUGCCACAAAUGUUUUCAUCAAGAUGUCCAUGCAAGGCAUGAAGCCAAAUGAGUUCACUAUCUCUAGUGCCAUCGAUGCCUGUGCUAGUCCAACCGCUGGGAUUGACCAGGGUAGGCAGUUCCACGCUAUUUCGAUUAAGUACAGAUACCAGGAUGCAAUCUGUGUAGGCAGUGCGCUUGUCACCAUGUAUGCAAGAAAAGGCAGCAUUGACAGUGCUCGAAUUGUCUUUGAGAGGCAAACAGAUAGAGACUUGGUGUCAUGGAACUCGAUGAUAUCAGGGUAUGCGCAGCACGGUUAUAGUAAGGAGGCCCUUGAUACAUUUCGACAGAUGGAAACUGUGGGCAUCGAGAUGGAUGGUGCCACAUUCCUCGCAGUUAUUGUAGGAUGCACCCAUGCUGGCCUUGUAAAAGAAGGCCAGCAGUACUUUGAUUCUAUGGUCAUGGACCAUAAUAUCAGUCCCACCAUGGAGCAUUAUUCGUGCAUGGUGGAUCUCUAUAGCCGUGCUGGUAAGCUAGACGAAACAAUGAACCUUAUAGAAGGCAUGCCAUUCCCAGCAGGUGCAAUGGUAUGGCGCACAUUGCUAGGUGCUUGCAGAGUUCACAAGAAUGUUGAGCUUGGGAAGCUUGCUGCACAGAAGCUUCUAUUACUUGAGCCGGAUGAUUCAGCUACAUAUGUGCUGCUCUCCAAUAUUUAUGCGGCUGCAGGGAGGUGGAAAGAGAGGGAUGAAGUGAGGAAGCUCAUGGAUUCUAAAAAGGUGAAGAAAGAAGCUGGAUGCAGCUGGAUUCAGAUCAAGAACAAAGUCCAUUCCUUUAUAGCCUGUGACAAAUCACAUCCUUUGUCUGAGCAGAUAUAUGCAAAGCUCAAGGCAAUGACAACCAGGUUGAAACAAGAAGGUUAUUGUCCUAACACUAGCGUUGUGCUUCAUGACAUAGCAGAAGAGCAGAAGGAAACCAUGUUGGUUAUGCACAGUGAGCGUCUAGCUCUUGCCUUUGGCCUGAUAGCUACACCACCAAGGACACCCCUUCAGAUUGUCAAAAAUCUGCGGGUGUGUGGGGACUGCCAUAUGGUAAUGAAGAUGGUUUCAUUGAUUGAGGAUAGGGAGAUCAUCAUGCGAGACUGCAGCAGGUUCCACCACUUCAAUGCUGGGGCCUGCUCCUGUGGUGAUUUCUGGUGAAUGGAGCACAAAACAUAAGGACGAUGGAUACAGUACACUGGCAAUGCCAUGCUCAAACAAUAUCACUUGCAAUCUGACUCUGGGGUAAACGGAUAUGGGUUGUCUUAAGCUGAUGUCAGCUACAAGCCUACAAGUAGUCGUUCUGCUCGCCUGUUUGCAGGUCAGCAUAACUGCGAUUUCAGCUGGAACGCCAGCAAGGUGAAGGACAAUCUGUGCAGGCUGGAGAUAAUAACCAUGGUGCAGCGUUGCAGAUUCCAGAGUUACUGCUGAGUUCACCAGGGGCUUGAAAUUUCAGCAGUUUAGCUCAGUUUCUCUGGCAGGAAUCUUUUUAUUUCUUGUAGCCUCUUAUCUUAUGUCUUCCUGUUCUCUUUCGUUGCCGCUAGUAUUUGAAUACAUGUGUCUGAUUGAUAUCGUCUUGUUGCCAUUCUAUGUAGUCUGAAAUUGCAUUAAGUAUAUGCAGAUUCUGAAUAGCGAUCUAAUGUAGUGGAGCAGAAUUUUAUUGAUUCUAUGUAUAUUGAGCAGA
Messenger RNA from Brachypodium distachyon (stiff brome), 3276 nucleotides. RefSeq names its product pentatricopeptide repeat-containing protein At2g27610. The coding region runs from base 129 to 2753 and encodes 874 amino acids. The record is from RefSeq and is a predicted model, not a curated record. The transcript has 3 exons. Lineage: Eukaryota; Viridiplantae; Streptophyta; Magnoliopsida; Poales; Poaceae. Gene Ontology annotation, biological process: RNA modification. Gene Ontology annotation, molecular function: zinc ion binding; protein binding; RNA binding.